Cutaneotrichosporon oleaginosum is the source of this 657-nucleotide messenger RNA. RefSeq lists its product as uncharacterized. NCBI's taxonomy places the organism in Eukaryota, Fungi, Basidiomycota, Tremellomycetes, Trichosporonales, Trichosporonaceae. The record is from RefSeq and is a predicted model, not a curated record. Gene Ontology annotation, molecular function: ribosome binding; translation initiation factor activity. Gene Ontology annotation, cellular component: mitochondrion. Gene Ontology annotation, biological process: ribosome disassembly; mitochondrial translational initiation.
AUGACGCGGAACCACGACAUCCCUUUUGAGACUGUCCAGCUGGUUGGCGAAGACAAGAAGCUGUCCGAGCCCCUCCCGCUUGCGCCCAUCAUCGAGUCGAUCGACCUGGCCACCGAGUCGGUCGUCUGCGUGCAGUCCGACCCACCCGUAGUCAAGAUUGUCAAUAAUGCCGAAGAGAAACGCAAGGAGCGGGAGAGGGACGAGCGGAUCCGCCUGUCGAAGCGCCUCGCGAUCGACGACAAGGAGCUGCAGAUGGGAUGGGGCGCCGCGGACGGCGACGUGCAGCACAAGAUCGAUACGGCCGUCGAGCUGCUCAAGAAGGGCGACCGCGUGCACAUCGUGUUUGCGCUGCGCGCGAGCUCUGGCGGCAAGAAGCAGCGCGUGCCCGACGAGCGCAAGAUGCAGAUCCUCGAGAUGUUCGAGGAGGGCGUCGCGGACGUGGCCAAGAAGUGGAAGGACGACGAGCAGAGCCGCGGGCUGUGGAUCCAGCACUGGACGCCCAAGGAGAGCGUCAUUACCGAGGCGCGCGCGAAGAUUGUCGUCGGCGGGGUCGAGAAGCGCAAGGCCCGCGACGAGCGCAAGGAGGCGCGCAGGCUCAAAGAGGAAGAGAGGGCGCGCAAGGCCAAGGAGCGGCAGGCGGCCGAGGUGUCCAAGUAG